Cyprinodon tularosa is the source of this 2918-nucleotide messenger RNA. RefSeq names its product Sp7 transcription factor (gene sp7). The coding region runs from base 119 to 1498 and encodes 459 amino acids. The record is from RefSeq and is a predicted model, not a curated record. The transcript is spliced from 2 exons. Gene Ontology annotation, biological process: regulation of transcription by RNA polymerase II. Gene Ontology annotation, molecular function: RNA polymerase II cis-regulatory region sequence-specific DNA binding; DNA-binding transcription factor activity, RNA polymerase II-specific. NCBI's taxonomy places the organism in Eukaryota, Metazoa, Chordata, Actinopteri, Cyprinodontiformes, Cyprinodontidae.
CAGUGCGCCUCAAAACGCUUCCCCGCAUUGGAUCCGGACUCCAUCCAAAGUGUCCCGGGACUCAGAGCUGCGCCUCUCCCUCUGCCCUCAGCUUCCUAAAGGAUUUAGUUUCUCAGGGAUGGCCGCAUCUGUUCUGGAGCUAGGGAAUGCAAUUGAAGACACACGCUAUGGCUCCAGUCCUCUGGCUAUGUUAACUGCUACCUGUAACAAGUUCGGUAGCACCAGCCCCAUCAGGGAUUCAGCAACACCUGGCAAAACCGGCAGCUCUCCAGUAAAGAAGCAGUACACCAUGACCUCUGACCUUCAGACAGUCAAAAACGGGCGGGCUUCAGAUGGAAGUGGUCUGACGGACUCCUACGCCGGCUCAUUCACCACAGCUGCAGGAGGCGGUGGUCUGCUGAGUCCCACUGGAAGCCCUCCUCCUUCGGCUGGUGGGUAUACUUCAGAGUACAACCCUUUCUCCCAUUCCUUCCAGACAUCUGUGUCCCAGGAUCCGUCUCUUUUAGUGUCCAAAACACACGCUUCCCCAGCCGACUGUCUCACCAGUGUCUACACCUCUCUGGAUAUGACACACCCGUAUGGCUCCUGGUAUAAGGCUGGAAUCCAUCCCGGCAUAACUGCUGCUCCAGCCAACGCCACGUCCUCCUGGUGGGACGUCCACCCCAACUCCAACUGGCUCUCAGCGACACAGCCCCAAAGCGAUGGGGGUCUACAGGCUUCACUCCAGCCUGUAGCCCCACAGGCAUCGCUGAGCCCUCAGCUCCAAAGUUACAGCUCCGACUUUACGCCCCUCAACCCAGCCCCGUACUCCUCGGUAGGACUGGGCUCUUCCUCCCACCUCCUCCAACCUUCCCAACACAUGUUGCCCCAGGACAUGUACAAGCCCAAACCUGUAUCAAGUGCGGGGCUAAUUGAGAAUUCAAUGGGCUUAAAGCCUGCUAGGGGAUCAGGAGGCUAUAGCGGAGGGGCUACUCCCAGUAGGUCUUCAUGUGACUGCCCCAACUGCCAGGAGCUGGAGAGGCUGGGAGCCUCCGCCGCCUCUCUGAGGAAAAAACCUGUGCACAGCUGCCACAUCCCAGGCUGUGGGAAAGUCUAUGGCAAGGCUUCCCACCUGAAAGCCCAUCUGCGCUGGCACACGGGGGAGAGGCCUUUUGUGUGCAAUUGGCUGUUUUGUGGGAAGCGCUUCACCCGCUCUGAUGAGCUAGAAAGGCACGUGCGCACCCACACGCGGGAGAAGAAGUUCACCUGCCUGCUGUGCAACAAACGCUUCACCCGCAGUGACCACCUCUCAAAACAUCAGAAGACCCACGCAGAUUCCGCAAUGCAGGGCAAAACCGGGGCCGUGGAAGGAGAUACUGACCCUCGGACCGAAGACACAACUGAUCUGAACUCCAACGCUGUACCAAGCAACCCUGUCACUGACCAAAUUGCCAACGGAGAAGAGAAGACCACCACAUCUAAUGGGGUGGAGAACAGCAGCGGAUUGUUGGAGAUCUGAAUCCUUUAAAGUUCUCCUCCAGCUUUAUCUUCUUACAUUUGGGGGGAUUUCUUUGAUAAAAACAAGCAACUUUCCAAUGAAAACAAACAGAAAAAAAAUAUUUAAGAAAACAUUUGGACUUAACAUGAUAAAUGACUGGGCAUGUAGAAACCACAUGCGAGUGCAAGAAAAGACAUACAAGCCUGCAGCCAUAUAGCAGAAAUUAUAUGCAGACACACUGCCAAAUACACACAUCCAAAACCUUGAUGUAUAUGAUGUACACACGUGUACCAUUUGCAUGCACAACAAUAACUACAAGCAAAUGCACAAGCAUAUAUAAUGAAUUCAUAUAUGCACGGGCACCCACAAAAAGUAUGCCUGCUCAGGCCUAUAUAUGAGAAAACAUUGUCAUGUGGACAUUUAGCAAUCUGCACACAUUUUCUGCCUUUUAAAUGAGAGAAACCACUGGGGAAUUGUAAUCUGCAAAUGCAGAAGGAAAAGAGCUCCGAGGCUGUAAAAGGAAAGCGGUUUUAGAACAAGACUUAUGGUUGGGAUGAUGGAGUCAAUGAAGCGUUGCAUGCCUGGACUUAAAAAAAAAAGAGUCAGAUUUACAGCUGCGCUCUGAUACUUAUUCAAUAUUCCUCAAAUGGACAAUCUCACUUACAGCUACUUGUUGUCAGAGAAACCAUGAUAAGGUGUUGCAUUGUAUUUGCUGUUUGCUUCCUACUUUGUUUAAUUUAAAUUCAUUUUUACAUUAAUAAUCUAAUUUAUGUUUUAAAUUAUACAACACAGGGGAUUAUCUUACAUGUUGUGGGAAAUAUUAUACCUAAAGGGAAAAUAAUGGUUCAAGCUUGCCAAGAAGGAAAAAUAUGGUGCAUUAAAUUAAGAUUUUUUUCUUAUUUAUUAGUUACGAGUUGGAAUUUAGGAAGUAUGUUAUUAAAGUUUUAUUUAUAGAUCUUGAAUCUUAUGUGUGCAGUAUCGAAUUCUGUAACUUUUUUAUUGUGAAUUCUUCCACACCAUGUAAAGUGAUGAAUAAAAAGGGCUUCCUAGAUUGUUUAAAUAUACUUUAUAUAAUAAUAACAAUAUAUAAAUUUUGUUAGGUGUGAUAUUUUUCUACUUUUUUAUGCAUUUCCUAUUUUCUUUUUCUCUUGGAAAGAUGUCUAUUUUGCUGCAGCUGGCAGGAUUAAUUUUCUCUGGUCCAUACGGGAGCUACAAGUGUUUGCUGGCUUCUUGUGAAAUGUGUUUAAAAGAGUCUGUAAAUAGUGUCAAAGCAGAAAACCUCAGAAAUGUUCACAUGUUAGAUUCACGGAGCAGAAUCAUGAAUUUAUGGUGCUUUCACGAGUAAACAAAUUGAAAUCAAGUAUUCCAUUUCCUGGGUUUAUUUUCUAUGCAAAAAAGCAUUCUGACUUGAUUAAUAAAUAAAUGCCUAUUAAAUAAUCAG